Dioszegia hungarica is the source of this 2304-nucleotide messenger RNA. RefSeq lists its product as uncharacterized. NCBI's taxonomy places the organism in Eukaryota, Fungi, Basidiomycota, Tremellomycetes, Tremellales, Bulleribasidiaceae. The record is from RefSeq and is a predicted model, not a curated record. The transcript has 7 exons. The coding region runs from base 1 to 2304 and encodes 767 amino acids.
AUGGCAGGGCCACAAGCAGGGGGAGGACCGAAUAUCCAGGUCCCGGUUCUUCACGAGUGCCAGACCGUGAUGUUCACGUGGUCCUCCACGUCCGGACCGUUCAAAGCUUGGAUAUGGACCGGUACAGGUGGCGUCGGCACGAUACUGUCCGACUUUGGAAACCUCGAUAAACCCCAAGUAGGCUGGGAAGUCGACCUAGCUCGAGGGCAAGAAGUCCAGCUGGCAGUCCGAGAUGCCGCUGGUCAGACUUUCGUAUCUGCUCCAAGUACAAUCCUCCCUGGCGAUUGUCCGCCCGGUUUCCCACUCCGGACCAUCGGAGGCGACAAUAAGCCCGCGGCUCCUUCUGAGAAAGUCAGCUCGGCCGCUCCUCAGCAGUCCGUCUCGCAAGCCCCUCCACCGCAAAACCAGCCUAGCGUGAAAGCCGAGAGUGUCCCGACUCCUUCUUUUAGCCCUCUCCCGUCCAAAUCACCGGCUUCGGAUGCGCAAGUAUUUUCGCAAUUCAGCGCUCCGGCCAACACCCCUUCUGCGGUGCAAGCGAGUACUGCCGAAGCUGGCGGGUCGGCACGGCCGGUAGACCCAGCUACGCCGGCGUCCUUCGGAGCUGGUGCCGCGCUGUCGAGCUCGGUCACUCCCGUCAAUGGCCAAUCUACCGCCAGCUCGCUCCCUCCCCAGCCUGCGGUCUCCGCACCUUCCAUCUCUGCUUCUUCCCUACGUUCGACACACUCCUCCGCUCUCCCCUCGGCAUCCUCGCCUGCCAUCGCCGGCGCGGGGAGUAUAUCCCCGGACUCAUCUUCCAAAACGAGCCCCACCAUGAUCGCCGGCAUCGUAGGCGGAGUCGCCUGCGCCGUCCUCUUCUUCGCACUCCUCACCUACGUCUUCUGCCGCCAUCGCCGCCAGACCGCCGAGUUCGCCGGCCGGAGCUCAGACGACGACUAUGUCCAUUUCGUUGACUCGGCGUCGAUAUCGAGUCGAUCUUUUGCGCCCAUCUACGCGAGGUUUCGGAGCGAGACAAACCUCGCUGGACGGGGUGCAGGCGGGCCAGACGGAGGGGGAUACGGAGGUGCUGAGGAGAAGGAAGUCGAGGCGGGUCUAGGGGAUCGCGAUCGCGAUGAUACGGAGUCGCUGCAGCAUCUGGCGUACACGGCGCCGACGUCUGAAGCGACGAGGGACGAUCUGGAGGAUAUGACCGCCCAACCCAUCCUCGACCCGGCUAUCCUAGGUCGAUCCGCCCCAGUCUUACCUAAACUCAAGCGAGAGACCCGCUCGACAUGGCGAAGCAGCUUUGGCGCGCUCGUCAGUUGGCUUGGACCCUCUUCGCCCGUACCCGGCGCAUCGCCCAGCGCAUUCCGGCUCGGUAAACGCGCCAACCCCUAUACCGGAUAUAUCGGGGAGGGAUCCGAGACGCUCACCUCUGGCGCCGGGCUCAGUCGGACCAAUACAUUCCGGACGGACCGGUCUGGCGGUGGCGGUGGAGAUUCUGGUCCAGAGGGGCUUAGUACCAAUGCUAAACCACCGUCAUACCGCGCGUCCUCGUCGACGUUCGCGAACCCCUUCCAUAUUCCAACACCUACCACACCUACCGCCGCCGCGCUCGCCGUUCUCUCAUCCGGACCAGGCGGGUCGCGAUCGCUUUUCCCGCGCCGUCAGUCCGGCGGGACAGUCAAGACCUCCCGCUCUCGGAGAUCUAUCGCUACGUUCGGAGCUGGAGCCGGGAGCGUAGCCGGAGCGGGCGCUGGCGCUGGAGUCAAUCUCCACCUUGCCCCCCAGGCGCUCAUCUCACCUACCAUGCCCCUCGCUGGCGCUGGCGGAGGCGGAGCAGGUCUCCUCUCCCCCGCUCUCCCCUCCCCAGCUACUGCGCUCAGUCCGGGCUCAGAGGACAGUUUCGGGGAUAUAAUGGACCACUCGGAGCUUGCCUAUGCUCAACCUACCCCCGUCUUUUACCCCGGAUCCACCUCUGGACCGUCCGCUUACGUUUCUCAUCAACCUCAGGUCUCAGCGGGGCAUGGCAUAUAUCGAGAGGCGGAGGGUAUAGUCUCAAGGGUGUCGAUCGCGAAGUAUGAGCGGCCGCGGACGCUCAUGUUUACGCGGAACUCUUAUGCUGGGUCGGCGUUUGGGUCGACGGGGAGUGUCGAUAGGGUACACGGGGAGCGGGGAGGAAUAGGGUCGCAGGGGGAGGGAGAAGUGGAGGGAGAGAAGAAAGAGCAGAGUCGGCUGAGUGGGAAGUGGUCCGAGUGGAGAAGAAGUAUCAGGCGGAGUCUGGGUGGAGGAACGGAGGAUGAUAAUGGAGUAGGGCACGCGAUCUAG